AUGACUGAAGAAGAGCAUUUUGAUGCAUCUGCAUCAGCAUCCGAGCCUGUUGGAUAUCCAGGAGGACCGUAUGAUACAUCGCUGUUAGUUAAGUACGAACAUCAUGUUGCUAGACAUAUAUGGUUCGGUGAGGAGAGAGGGUCGAAGAAAGAGUUAAAGGUAGCGGGACACGGUCUGAAGUUGAUUCAGAGGGUUCCACUACAGCUACCCAGAGAGAUGGAGGGCUGGAUAUCUAGGUCUAUUCUAGCUUCACUCUAG
Messenger RNA from Lathyrus sativus (Indian pea), 258 nucleotides. The record is from the annotation of a GenBank genome assembly. NCBI's taxonomy places the organism in Eukaryota, Viridiplantae, Streptophyta, Magnoliopsida, Fabales, Fabaceae.